GUCCACGUUCCCCACAGACGCUGCCCGACCCGCUGAGUUACUCCAGCACUCUGUGAACUUCUUCCCAAGAUGCAUGUCGGCUCCCUCGUGACUCAGCGCCAACCUGCAGUUCUUCUGUUGUUGUAUAGGGCUCUGGGUUUAGGAGCCGUUGAUGUGGGCGGAGAGACGGGGAGGUGAGCGGCCAUUGAGGGGCGGCCAGGGUGCCAGUGAGGACCCCCCCCCCCCAUGUGCUCGCUGUGCGGGCUGAGCUUCGAUGGAGGACCACAUGACGGAGCACAACAAGGAGAAGCGUUAUGAGUGCGACGUGUGUGGCAAGGCCUGGCGGUGCCCGAGCGAGCUGGAGGCCCACCGGCGGGUGCACACGGGAGAACGCCCCUUCGACUGCUCGGAGUGCGGCAAGAGCUUCAAGACGGCGAAGGUCCUGAAGAUCCACCAGCGGGUGCACACGGGCGAGAAGCCCUAUGGCUGCUCCACCUGUGGCGAGAACUUUGCCCGGUUGUCGGGGCUGCAACGCCACCGACUGGUGCACAGCAGUGAGCGGCCCUUCACCUGCUCCGACUGCGGCAAAGGCUUCAAGUCGCCCCCGGACCUGAAGGUGCACAGGCGCCUGCACACCGGGGAGUGGCCCUACGCUUGCAGCGACUGUGGCAAGGGCUUCAUCGCAUCCUACAGCCUGGUGGAACACCAGCGCACCCACACCGGCGAGCGCCCCUACACCUGCGCCCAAUGCGGCAAGGGCUUCACCCGCUCCACCAAUCUGCUGGAGCACCAGCGCACCCACUCCGGGGAGCGUCCCUUCACCUGCAGCACCUGCGGCAAGGGCUUCACCCGCUCCACCAAUCUGCUGGAGCACCAGCUCACUCACACCGGCGAGCGCCCCUACACCUGCGCCCAGUGCGGCAAGGGCUUCACCCGCUCCACCAGGCUGCUGUCCCACCAGCGUGUGCAUGCCGGUGACCGUCCCUACUCCAGGCCCAUCCGCUGCUCCGACUGUGGCAAGAGGUUCAAGAGGGCGCAGGAGCUGCUAAUCCACCGGCGGGUGCACAAGAGCGAGAAGCCCCAUGGCUGCUCCACCUGUGGCAAGAGCUUUGCCCGGUUAUAUGGGCUGCGGGUGCACCGGCGGAUACACACGGGCGAGAAGCCUUACGGCUGCCCCAUCUGCGGCAAGAGUUUUACUCAGUCGUCGGGGCUUCAGCAGCAUCAGCGGGUGCACAGCAGUGAGCGGCCCUUCACCUGCACCGACUGCAGCAAAGUCUUCAAAUCGUCCACGGACCUGAAGGUGCACAGGCGCCUGCACACCAGGGAGCGGCCCUACACCUGCAGCGACUGCGGCAAAGGCUUCACCCAGUCCAACAGCCUGCUGUCCCACCAGUGCACCCACACCGGGGACCGUCCCUUCCCCAGGCCCUUCGGUUGCUCCGACUGCGGUAAGAGCUUCAGGAAGGCGCAACAGCUGAAGACCCACCGGCGGGUGCACACGGGAGAGAAGCCCUAUGGCUGCUCCACCUGCGGGGAGAGCUUUGCCUGGUUGACGGGGCUACAACGGCACCGGCAGGUUCACAGCAGUGAGCGGCCCUUCACCUGCUCCGACUGCGGCAAAGGCUUCAAGUCGUCGCCGGGCCUGAAGGUGCACAGCUGCCUGCACACCGGCGAGUAGUCCCUCCAGAGCUGCCAAGUAGUACGGGUUUUCCGUAUUUUGUACGGAGAUGUGAUAAGAAUACGGAUGUAUGGUUUUGCUUUCUUAAAUAUGGAUUUUUUUUUUUUUAAAUCGGGCCCGACUUCCUGUUUCAUCUUGCUGCGUAAAAAAUGCAAGGACAUAAAAUGUCAUACUGUACCUCUAAAAAUUAUAGCAGAUUAAAUCUAUUAGUAUUUUAAAUUUCAAGAUCUGGAUGAUUAUUUUUGUAAGCUUUGAUCUGCCUGUCCCAUAUAACCAUAUAACAAUUACAGCAUGGAAACAGGCCAUCUCGACCCUUCUAGUCCGCGCCGAACACGUAUUCUCCCUUAGUCCCAUACACCUGCGCUCAGACCAUAACCCUCCAUACCCUUCCCGUCCAUAUAACUAUCCAAUUUAUUUUUAAAUGAUAAAAACGAACCUGCCUCCACCACCUUCACUGGUAGCUCAUUCCACACAGCUACCACUCUCUGAGUAAAGAAGUUACCCCUAAACUUCUGUCCCUUAAUUCUCAAGUCAUGUCCCCUUGUUUGAAUCUUCCCUACUCUCAGUGGGAAAAGCUUAUCCACGUCAACUCUGUCUAUCCCUCUCAUCAUUUUAAAGACCUCUAUCAAGUCCCCCCUUAACCUUCUGCGCUCGAAAGAAUAAAGCCCAAACUUGUUCAACCUUUCUCUGUAACUUAGUUGCUGAAACCCAGGCAACAUUCUAAUAAAUCUCCGCUGUACUCUCUCUAUUUUGUUGACAUCCUUCCUAUAAUUAGGCGACCAAAAUUGUACACCAUACUCCAAAAUUGGCCUCACCAAUUUUAUGUCUUAGGGCUAACAUGAGGGGGAACUUCUUUACUCAGAGAGUGGUAGCGGUGUGGAAUGAGCUUCCAGUGGAAGUGGUGGAGGCAGGUUCGUUGGUAUCAUUUAAAAAUAAAUUGGAUAGGCAUAUGGAUGAGAAGGGAAUGGAGGGUUAUGUUAUCAGUGCAGGCAGGAAGGACUGAGGGAAAAAAAGUUGUUCGGCACCGACUUGUAGGGCCGAGAUGGCCUGUUUCCGUGCUGUAAUUGUUAUAUGUUAUAUGGUUAAGAAAAAUGCAACCCUAUAUCGCUAUGAUUUGUUCGCCAUCUUACUCACCGUCUCCUUCUCCUCCAACCACCCCAAGGUUUUUUUCCGAUCGGUGAAAUAAUAAAAAAUUAUGUUUAAAA
Messenger RNA from Leucoraja erinaceus (little skate), 2862 nucleotides. Its product is annotated as zinc finger protein 420-like. Lineage: Eukaryota; Metazoa; Chordata; Chondrichthyes; Rajiformes; Rajidae. The transcript is spliced from 2 exons. Bases 254 to 1657 code for a protein of 467 amino acids. The record is from RefSeq and is a predicted model, not a curated record.